CUGUAAAGCACCUGUAAGUGACAGCGUACAGCUCAGUGAGGAGACACGCCGGCAGCGAUGGGGAGAAUGAGCUUCUUGCGUGGGGCAGCUUUACUCGGUCUCUGCAUGUUCCAGGUUCCAGGGGGUGAAGCUGAACAGUGUGAGACUGAGCUGGGAGAGAGCAGCGGGUGUCCAUCCAGCUGGACCAGCCUGUGGUAUGUCUGGUUGAUUUUGCUGACCAUUUUUCUGCUGUUGGUGUGUGGAGUGUUGGCCAGUUGUGUGAAAUGCUGCAGAAGAAAUAAACCCCAGGUUCCUGCUUUCUCACCCAGGCCUUAUGAAGUUACAGUGAUUGCCUUUGAGAAUGAGAGCACCAUCCACAGCACUGUUUCAACAAAUGGUCCUCUGCAGUACAUCUCUGCAAACAGGAACAGUAUUCCAUUCCAGGAACGUACUUUGCCUCCCCCACCCUACAGUCUCUAUGCUAUUGAAACCCCUCCACCCUAUGACUUGGCCCUAAAGAUGGCUAAGCCUAUUAAGGCUCAUGACCCAGAGAUCUUGGGACAGAACUUACAAAGGACUGAAGAUUCCAACCGAGCAGAGGAAAUGCCCACAGCCACAUCAUCAGUGUCUUCAUAACAAUGAAUGCCUUUUUAUUAUUUGACUCAAUUCGUGCAGAUGGUUUUUUUAAUUGCCUACACAUUUUGGAGCCAUCUGUGAUCAACAGAGCAAAUGUCUUCCUCCGAUUCCAAAGGGAACAGUUCAUAGUGGGUAUGUCUUGCUGUAGCAAGUGAAACAUUUUCAGCAGAUUGCUGCAGAACAAAUUCCGUUACUGUGUAAUGACGUUAGUCUAAUGUAAUUUAUCAGUAAGGCAUAUCACCAACUACAAUGAAUAAUCAACACUAAUAGUAUUACAGCAUGCUGAAUGUUACAAAGUUCGGAAACUGUGACAUUUACAAAAGAGAUUUUGAUGACUGUGUGUAGUCACGUUCCAAUACAAGCUUUGCUCCAGGUAAAAAAAGUUUUGAAGAAUCUUGUUUUGACUAUCAUGUUGCACAAUUUUAGUUUUCUAAAAACAAAGGCAAUGAAUCAUUCUUUCUUUAGUACAGAAAACUUUUAGCAUCCAAUGGUAAAUUUAAUUGGGGACAAUAAAUAAUCUUUUGUACUGUUUAAUUGUCUAUUGUGGUGCCUAAUACUCAUAGUUGGAUUACAGAGCACAGUGGGUGGCACGGUGGCUCAGUGCUUAGCACUGCUGCCUCACAGCACCAGAGACCAGGGUUUGAUUCCACUCUCGGGCAACUGUCUGUGUGGAGUUUGCACAUUCUCCCCGUGUCUGUAUGAGUUUCCUCCCACAGUCCAAAGAUGUGCAGACUAGGUGGAUUGGCCAUGCUAAAUUGCCCAUAGUGUUCAGUGAUGUGUAGAUUAGGUGGGUUAUAGGGGAAUGGCCCUGGUGGGAUGCUCCGGGGUCGGUGUGUAUUUGUUGGGUUGAAGGGCCUGUACCCACAUUGUUAGGAUUCUAAUUCAUCAAUUAAUUAGUUGUUGCAAAGCCAGCCAACCCAUGAAUGAGUUAGAUUUGCAUUGUGUAGCUUGUUUAAUUGAGCUAAAUUGCUUGCUAUUCUAAUGAAACUGCUGAUAAUCAAAUAUUAGUAAAAUAAUUUGGAAUACAAUGAACACUUUGUUUUCGAGUCCAAAACUACACUGUACCUAGAACAGGGAAUAGAUCAACAAUCUGAUAAGUGUGAAAUCUUGUUUACAUGUUGUGGAAAUGUAUUAAAAUCAAAUUUGUUAUUUGCAUGUUUUGAUGUAUUUCUGUACAGUUUUGUUAUGAAAAUUUCUAUAGAUUUUAAUUUUUUUAAAUUAAUAAAUAUACACAAAGAUG
Stegostoma tigrinum is the source of this 1855-nucleotide messenger RNA. RefSeq names its product transmembrane protein 52-like. The record is from RefSeq and is a predicted model, not a curated record. The transcript is spliced from 5 exons. NCBI's taxonomy places the organism in Eukaryota, Metazoa, Chordata, Chondrichthyes, Orectolobiformes, Stegostomatidae. Bases 58 to 615 code for a protein of 185 amino acids.